GGUAGUUUCGCAUAUACUAGGUAGUCGAGAUUUUUCGAGUUGCAUAGCCACUGAGCCGUGUUUUACGACUCUUUUGCAUUGAGAUUACAAGAAGUUCGAAGAGGCCGCUACCUCAUCUGCCAAGAAGCACCGUACGGGUAAAGGUAUUUUUAACUAGUUACAGUCCAUUCCACAUAAGAAAGUGUUGUACCACGACAGCAUCAACUAUGUCGGGUGCAGGUUCCAGUUCCACCAAACCUUCGCUGGUUUCCUCGUCCGUGGGAAUCAACUACUACGAGAUUCUGGGCGUGACCCCGACCGCCAAACUGGAGGAGAUUCGGGAUGCGUACAAGCGUAUGGAUUGCAAAAAUGUCUGGGUCUGGAAGAUUGCAACUUGUCAUGCUGUCUUUGGAUUCCAAAAAAAUCUGUAUUGCAUGACCAGCAACAGGAGCUCAGUUUGUGUUACGCGGAGAGGGCAUUUCUCAUGCGGAAUAGGCAUCAGGAAGCCCUGUAAAAAUCUGUGAUGCUAGAUCAUGCAUUACAUGCGUCAUGGAUCAUACAAAAUAUGCAUCACAAAUCCCGGAAUCUUCCAGACCCAGACACUUUUGCAUUUGAUAAAGCGGCUGGCGUUGCGGAUGCACCCCGACUAUGGAGAGAAAAAAGUUUGUCACAGUCACUAUCUUGGAGGUUUUGCAUUACAAAUUUUUUGAACAUCACAACUUUUCCUUGUAUUGCAGAACCACUAAGGGAAAUCCCGUAUGAAGUUUGGCUGUGAUGCAUUUUUACGCAUGCCAGGCAUUUUUUGUAUUGCAAAAAUGCCCCUGAGUGAUCGUGACGAACUUUUUCCUUCUUAUACCGACCGGGCGUUGAUCAACAAAGACUUGGAGCUGAAAGCGCGUCAGGAGAAAAAAACGAGAAGAUCGUCCGCUUCUGGAGCGGGCGGUGCUGGCAGCACGACCAGCAGCUCAUCUUCUUCUACUUCAUCAAGCGCUGGCGCGGCUGCUGGAUCAUCUGCAGAAGCGCCCCCGGCGAGCAGUUCUACGGAUGUUGACGUUCUUGCAGGAAACCGAGAGAAGAAGAAUCACGCGAAGGAGGACCACCACACUGGUUGUACUGCCAAUGACCACCGCAGCUCGAAGACCACAACAGCGCCGCCGUCGGAGAGCGAGGCGGAACAGGUCGUGGCUCCACCUACUAUCACUGGCUCGGAGCAAAAGGGCGGGAGUUGCAGUUCCACGAGCCGGAUUGCGAAUAAACAGAAGCCACCAGCAGCAGGGGGAGAAAAAGAAAUGGUCGACAGCGGGGAGACAAUGACAAGCCAAAAGAACAACGUCGGAAGAAGUAUUGGUCAAGUAGAUCAUGAUCCUACAGUAGGAGCGCCUGCAACCUCUAGUGCGGCAGGAACAGAAACCAAGAACGCGAGCAAAGGGUCAGUUGUAUCGUCUUUCGACGCGGAAAAUGAGGAUGAUGACCAGUCGUUUUCAUGCGACGUGAGCUAUCCCACAGAAAAAAGCUGGCAGGGCAUAUUUGUAAUGCAAAAAUAAAUAGACAAGAAAAGCAAAAGUUGCAUUGCGUAUCCUACAUAGCCUGCUAUGACUAUGAGGCCUCCCAUGACAGAUUUUUCUGUGUAUUUAUUUUUGCAUUACAAACAUGCCCUGCCAGCUUUUUUCUGUGGGAUAUGACCGGAAAUCGCGGCUCGGGCAGGACCAAGCGUGGGGGCGUAUCAAAUGCAAAUAUGGCUGGGUCUCGGUCUGGAUCUGGAAAUAACUUGUGUUGCUGAUACUUGCAACAUUGCGGAUUGUACGGCAUAUAAACAGCAUCAGCAUGAGAAGUUUUCCACCUCAGGAGCGUCGUGCGGAUUCAUUCGCGUUUAGCAUUACAAAUCCAGACCCAGACACACACGUUUGCAUUGCAUAGGGCAAGGUGAACAUCGAAUUUUACCAAGUCCAGGACGCCUGGAAGACGUUGAGCAACCCAAGCAGAAGGUACCUAGUAUGACAGGAAGAUGAAUUUUGUCUAUGCAAAACAGAGUGUUCCUCUUACAGCUCAUUCGGCAGUGCAGUACAUAAAGCAGGUUCUUUCAUCUCUACUCGUGAUGCAGCAUGACAAGGAUGAAAUGCUAGGCGUAUCUAAAAAUAAAGAUAAUGCUAUCCCAGGUUUCUGUACGAUAUGCGGAACUUCGGGAGCAGCUCCGAGUUUCCCGAAUGCGACGAAAGCUACCUGCUAGACUUGGAGCGCGCCCAGGCGGAGAAGGAUUUGCACCAGAUGAGCAGCUAUCUGACGAAGGUGGUCACGCGGGAAACCCGGGCGAAGGGCGUCAUCAUCAUGGACGCAUGGUAUGUACAAGUACUGUUUUUGUGGUCGAUUGAUAAUUGAUUUAUGAUGUCGCCCAUUUCGCAUGCGGCAUCCUAGACUUAUUGUCUGUAGAUUUUUCUCCCAUCACAAAUUUCUUCCUUCUCUCCUCUACAGGUACGGCGACAUGUCAAUUCUCAGCAAAUUCUACCUCGCUUUCAACGAAAGAUCUUCUCCGAACAGGGUCGGCGAAGACGGGCUCUAUGUGGACGUGCGAGUAAGUCUAAACUAUUGGCUUUCUAGGAAUUUCUGCAUGACAAAAUCCAUAAAUUGUUUUUUUGGGUAAACAUUUCUGCAUCCACAAAAAAAAAAAACAAUCAUCUCCAACUUUGUUAUCAGGUAGCGACCCAGUGCCAAGUGGACUACAAAAGUCAUCGGCUGAUCAUGAGUGGCGGGGAUUCCACCAGUCGGUCGGAUUUGCCCGGUAUCAAAUGCAAAAAUGUCUGGGUCUGGAAGAAUGCAACUUGUCGUGCUAAAUCUGAAUCGUGCAAAAAUCUGUGUUGCAUGAUUGCCACAAGUCGUCCAGUUUUGACCAAGUCGGGAGGGAGUUUCUCACGCAGGAUAGGCACGAUAGAGAUUGCGCAGUAGAAUCUGUCACGCUAGGGCCUGCAUUCCAGAGUUCGUGGGUCAUGGAAAAGCUGCAUGACAAACUUGCAUUCUUCCAGACCCAGACAUAUUUGCAAUUCAUACCCGGGUUCUACAAUCCGAUCCCACUGAGCCUCCGAAAUUCCGUGGAGCUGGGGCUGUUUAUCAGGUAUACGUCUGCUAGAAAUUCUUUGCCUAUGAUGAACUUGUGUGCCAGACGAGAGCGGAUGACAAAUGUCGUCAGCAUGAGAGAUGGAAUUUCGCAUGCUGAUCUACCUUGGGAACGGGAUUUGUCUCGCAUGGCUGCGACUCUGCUGUGAUUUUGUUUAUAUCCGACCUGACCUAGGUACCAGUUUAAUGACGAGGUGCACGAGGUUCUGGCCAACGACUCUGAGCCCAUUUACAUUCCGAAAAAGUCCCACACCAUUUCUUCGAUUGCUAAGCGCAUCCGGCAGGACCGGGAACACCAAAAAGACAUUGAUGCGGCGAAUCGGGGAAAGAAAAUCAACUUCCUGCUACCGAAAAAGGUUUUCAAGUCCGAGAAAACCACCAUGGCGGCGCAUCUCGGGCUUUGCGCGGUGUUCGCGGGCUUGUACUUGUGGAAGGAGCGGUAUCAGGGUGUACAACUCGCUCCCUUCCCCCUCAAAUUUGUAUGGCAUCAACAGCAAUAGGAGCACCAGCACAGGUGGAGCCUGUGCAUGGCAAGUUCAUGCACCCAGUGUAGUAUUGCUUUUGUCUGAGCUUCCACCGGAAUCUGUCAUGCAAAGAAACAGUUCGACGGGGCAGCUCGCACUUGGAUUUGGGAUUUUGCAUGGCAAAUAAGUAAUGAGGGGGAAGGGGAGUAGUUGUGCACUCUCAUAAGCGGGACUUGCUGCAGAAAAUAGUGCAGGAAACCUACGCCGGCUUGACGGAGUCCGCAGCGCUGGCUUCGUCCGUCGGAGGCGCGGCGAAGAUUCGCCAGGGGGAACAUACUGGGGGGCUCAAAGUGACGUUUUGACGACAUGCAUUUGUCAACACGUUUUUGUAGCAGGGCGUGCAAUUCUACGUACUAUGCCAAUUAUAUUACUCAUUGUGUAGUUCAUGCUGAAGCCGAGCUACUUUCCGGUCGUGACUCUGUGCAUAUAUGGAACCAAACACUAACAAAGUAGCAAUACAAGAGACGUCGGCUUUGUAACUUCUGGUUUUACUAUUUGACUUCGACUCUUUUUGUUCACGAUGAAAGCCGCAGUGAAAAAAUUCGCUUCUCGAUCGCUUGUACUACAGAAAUACCCUGGUAUACGGUGUUGUAUCUGUGUAUACCAUUGCCACCAGGUACAGGUUCAUGUACAUGGUCAUGAUUGUACAAAAACGAAAAGCAUAUUAAUGCCGCACAACACACACCAGGCUGCUUUUCUUCUCGGCCGCAGAGUCUGCUCCAGGAAACCGAGCACAGCAAG
Molecule: messenger RNA, 4352 nt
Organism: Amoebophrya sp. A120
Lineage: Eukaryota; Dinophyceae; Syndiniales; Amoebophryaceae
Source: the annotation of a GenBank genome assembly